Molecule: messenger RNA, 1569 nt
Organism: Ectocarpus sp. CCAP 1310/34
Lineage: Eukaryota; Phaeophyceae; Ectocarpales; Ectocarpaceae
Source: the annotation of a GenBank genome assembly
AUGGGCAUCAGCGGCAAGGAGGGUCGACAGGCGGUGAACAACUCGGACUUCGCCAUCGCGCAGUUCCGAUUCCUGAAGAGGCUCAUGCUGGUGCACGGCCACUGGGACUACCGCCGCGUGUGCAAGGUGAUCCUGUACAGCUUCUACAAAAACUUCGUGCUGACGUUCUGCCUCUUCUACUUCUGCUUCUACACCGGGUUCAGCGGCCAGUCUCUGUUCGAGUCGCUGGUGUACUCGGGGUUCAACUUCUUUCUGGCGAUGCCCAUCUUGUUGAUCGGCAUCUUCGACAAGGACGUCGGCAACCAGACCGCGACGGAAUGCCACAAGCUAUACGCCGUCGGCCGGGCCGGCAUGGACCUCAACCUCAGGACGAUGACGAAGUGGGUGUGCCAGGCCAUCCUGGACUCCCUGACGAUCUUCUUCCUGCCGCUGGCGGCCUACAGGGACGCCUCAACGGUGUGGGCGGAGAGGGGCUACGGCGACGGGCUGUACGUGUUCGGCACCACCGUAUAUGCCGGCCUCAUCAUGGCUAUGAUGAUGAAGGUCUUCAACAUGACCAAUACGUGGAAUUACCAGAGCUGGUUCUUCUGGUGGGGAUCGAUAGCCCUCUUCUUCUCGUUUAUCUCGCUCUACUCCCUCUUGGUGUCGUACGCCUACGACUUCUACAACGUGGCCAUACAGCUCAUGAGCCGCUGCGCGUUCUGGCUCAUCAUCAUUCAGGUGCCGUGCGUGACAUGGUCUUUGGAUACCCUCAUCAAGAUGCUGGAGCACAACUUUCGCCCAACCGUUGGCCACCACGCCAGAGAGUUCGACCGUGGCUUCACCUCGGACACCGGGCAGCAGCGGCUCAAAGAGUUCAAGGACCGGGCGAGGGCCGAAGAGCUGUCCCCGACGCCCGGCAGCUACACGGACGUUCAGGAGAUCUCCGGCCCCAAGAGGGACGUUACGAACCACAAAUGGAAGAUGGGCCCGGAAACACUGCGCGCUCUCAGCGAGGGCAUGAACCCGGGGGAGCUUGCCUCGAUGGGCAUCACGGAGGGCAUCACGGAGGGGUCGGACGCCGUUCCGAACCGCUCCUCCUUCGCGUUCGACCACGUUACGGCGGCCUUCGGGCCCGGUGCCAGCACGACCCAGGAGGAGCUCCGCAACCUUGUCGCCGAGGUUAGUAUGGAUGCUGAUGGGUGUUGUCGGGGGUCUGCUGUUGCUUGAUCGUGUUGCCCACACGGGUGUGUUGGAGGUGGUCGUGAAGCUUGACGGUGUGUCGCCGAUAUGGGUUUGUUAUCGUUGGGGCUGCUGUUACUCAACUUUGUUGCAGGCAUGGUUGUGUUGGUGUUGGCAUGGUUGUGUUGUUGUUGGCAUGGUUGUGUUGGUGGUGAUGCUGUUGCUUAAAACCCGGUGCUGUAUCUACGUGAUGCGCUCCUUGCUUCAAGCGGCCACAAUCAAUACCCCAAUGCCACCAACAACAAUGAUCUCUUUGUGCGCAGGAAGGGGGUUACGCUUUUGAUUACAAAACACCCGCCAACCAAUACCCCACGCCACCUACCUACCCGUAGACUGAAAGGCAACAAC